AUGAUAUUUUUUUAAAUAUCAUUUAUAAAAUGUUAAAUUUAUUAUUUUUUAUUAUAAAAAAUUAACAUAUUCCUUAUUAUAAAAAAUAAAGGUCAAGUGUAUGAUAUUCGAGAUAUAGAUAAUAUAGAUUAGUUUCAAUACAAAAAAAACUAAGAAUUUAUGGAAAAAUUAAAAAAAAGGCACAAAAAUGCAUGGCAAUAAUGGUGGACAUCAAAGAAAGAAAACAACCAAAAACUAAUAUAUAGUGUAAGAGACAAUAAAUUUUAAUAAAUCGAAUAAUUAUUAUAAUUCAAAGAAAGGCCAGAUUUGAAAGCCGAUGUAGAUUAUAAAGAUAACAACUAAUGGGCUAGCUUACAUUAUGCUGCUUGUAACGGGCAUAUAUUUAUAUUUAACAUUUUAAUAUCAAAUAAUGCAGAUAUAAAUAUAAUAAAUAAUUUAAAUUAAACUCCAAUAAUGUUAGCAGCAUAAAAAAAUUUCUUUUAAAUAAUUGAAAUUUGUAUAAAAGCUGGUGCAGAUAUAAAUUUAUAGGAUUUAAACUAAUAUACAGCCCUUCAUUAUGCAUGUAAAUGUAAUAGCAUAGAAAGUAUUAAGAUUUUAUUAUCUUGUAAAAAUAUAGAUAUAUCACUUAAAAAUAUGGAAAAUAAAAUUGCGUUUUAAUUAAGUGAUAAUUUUGAUGUUUUAAAUAUUUUUAAUUAAUAUUAGAAAUCUAUUUCUACGGAAAAUCAUUAUAUUAAUAAAAAUUAAUUAAUUUAAUAACAAUAAUAUUUUAAUAGGGAUGACAAUUAAGAAAGUUUAAACAAAAUAAAAACAAUUUAAUAUAUGUUUAGUCCUAAUUCUAAAAGAUAUGUUAAAAGUAUUAGAGAAUCUAAUACUUCUGAUGAUAAAAAAGGUAGUCUAAACGAGCAAAUUCAUUAAAAAAUAGGCCCUGAAUCUUUCCGAAUUAUAAAUUAAAUAGGGAGAGGAUCAUUUGGUGAGGUUUUCCUUGUUGAACUUAAAGGGACUUAAUAAUAUUUAGCAAUGAAAAUGCUCUCUAAAUCGAAAAUUUUAGGUCAGAAUCUAACUAAAUAUGCCCUUACAGAGAGAAAUGUUUUAAGCAUAAUAAAUCAUCCUUUCAUAGUGAAAUUAAUGUAUGCAUUUUAAACUAAUAAAGACCUUUUUCUUAUAAUGGAAUAUGCACCCGGAGGUGAUCUUUCUCAGGCUUUAUAAAGGGAAAAAAGGUUCACAGAAUCCAGAGCUCGAAUUUAUUUUGCGGAAAUCAUUUUAGCAGUGAGGCAUUUACAUAAUAAUGAUAUUAUAUAUAGAGAUCUUAAACCAGAAAAUGUGGUUUUAGAUAGUGAAGGACAUGCUCUUUUGACUGAUUUCGGACUUUCUAAAGACGGAAUAUAUGAUCAUUAUUCAACUCAUUCUUUUUGUGGGUCAUUGGCUUAUUUAGCACCAGAAAUGCUCAAAAAAUGCGGGCAUGGAAAGGCUGUAGAUUACUAUCAUUUAGGCGUUUUGUUAUAUGAAAUGAUUACUGGUAAUCCUCCAUUUUUUAGUGAUUAGAAGGAUGAAUUAGUACAUAAUAUUGAAUUUUAAGAUUUAAGAUAUCCAAGUUAUGUUUCAAAUAAUGCAAGGAAUUUGAUUUCUAAGUUACUUGUAAAAAAUCCGGCUAAAAGAUUAGGUUCAGGGAAAAAUGAUUUUGAUGAAAUUAAAAAACAUCAAUUUUUUAGUGGCUUAAAUUGGGUUUAAGUAGCUUAGAGAAAAGCUAAAGUACCUCCUCCUUAAAUUAAAUAAAUAUUUGAUAGUAAGAAUAAUGAUAAUAUGUAAUUUUAUUUAAGUUAAAAUUAAUAAUAAGUAUAGAAUAAUAAUUACAUUAAAAAUUGGUCGUUUAUUAAUAGUAAUUAUGAAUUUAAAAUAAUUAAAAUUAUAAUUAAAUGUGAAAAUAUAAAUAAAAAAUAUAAACAUAUAUAAUAUUUAAGUUAUUAAUAAUAUAUAUUAUUUAUAUAUUUAUUUUUUAUUAAAAAAUUAUAAUAAAUAAAUAAUAUUUUUAUACAUUAUUUAAUUUUUUUUUCACUUUAAAAAAAAAAAAUAUUAAAUUAAAAAAAAAAAAAUUAAUCUUGUUUAUUUUAUAAUUAUUUAUAAUUACAAUUAAAAUAACAAAAAAUCAAGUUAAUUAAUAAUAGGUAUUUCCAUUUUCAUCAUUAAUAAUUCUUUUUUUUUUGA
This is a messenger RNA of Ichthyophthirius multifiliis, 2202 nucleotides long. Its product is annotated as protein kinase domain protein. Gene Ontology annotation, molecular function: ATP binding; protein binding; protein serine/threonine kinase activity. Gene Ontology annotation, biological process: protein phosphorylation. The record is from RefSeq and is a predicted model, not a curated record. The transcript is spliced from 6 exons. Lineage: Eukaryota; Ciliophora; Oligohymenophorea; Hymenostomatida.